Messenger RNA from Mesocestoides corti, 267 nucleotides. The record is from the annotation of a GenBank genome assembly. NCBI's taxonomy places the organism in Eukaryota, Metazoa, Platyhelminthes, Cestoda, Cyclophyllidea, Mesocestoididae.
AUGGUUUCGGUACAAUCCGAUUUUGUGUUGCUAAAACUUGUAGGAGCCUGUGAUGGCACUCUUGCGUGUUCCACAUGCCACCUAAUUUUGUCUGAUGAUGUGUACAAUAAUCUCCCCAAUCCUCCUUCCGAAGAAGAAGUGGAUUUGUUGGAUAUAGCCCCUUCCAUAACUGACACUUCUCGACUUGGUUGCCAGGUAAUAGUAUCGGAGGACAUGGAUGGAACUGUAAUCAGGAUUCCUGAAGACAUUUGGGACUCUCGCCUUUAG